This is a messenger RNA of Cladocopium goreaui, 1464 nucleotides long. The record is from the annotation of a GenBank genome assembly. NCBI's taxonomy places the organism in Eukaryota, Dinophyceae, Suessiales, Symbiodiniaceae.
AUGUGCAGAUGCGGCAAGAGGCUGGGCCAAUGGGGCCGUGGCUGGGGCGUGGUAGCUUGGGUCACUGAAACUGUGAAUCUGGACGUUAUUCUUGAACCAAAAAGCCCUGCAGCCCAGGGAUGGUGGAAGGAGGAGUACUUCCUCACGCGAGAUGCGGCUCACGCCCAGGUGCUGAAACUGAGUUUGGCAUCGCGACUUCGUGCCGUGGGCUGCGGCGCAUGGAGUGCCAUGAGGAAGAAUGAAGCGGUCAAAUCCUUGGCGCGUUGGCUGGCAAUUUUCUGCGUGAGGGCGGCUGCGGCCGUGCGUUUGCGUUUGUCCGAGCUGGACGUGCAGUUCAUGCUGCUACAUAUGUAUCAGGUGACCUUUGCGAACGAGGAGUCUGCCUGGACUCGCAAGCGCAAUUCAGACUUUCUAGCUCUGCAGCUGAAGGUGCAGCAGGCCAUUAGUGCAGCGUAUUCAGACCUUGUCCCCAGGCCUAGCCUACAAAGACGCUUUUGCAUUUUCUUCGUGCAGUUCCAGCCACAUUGGUCUGUUCAGAGCUACUCCAUGGUGACACGGUGCUUCAUGCGCGCGUGCCUUGUGGUGGCCAAUAUUUUUGGCCGUGUGGCGCUGUCCGUGAUCUGCUUUUUGGUUAUAGGAGACACACGUGCGCGGAGCACUGUGUCUUGUACACCUUCAGGAUCCAAAAGGCAAUAUGUUGAGGGUGUCAUCGGAGGAAUUGGCAUCCAACUGCUCUUCUCGUUCAUCUCCAGGCUCCUGCAGCUGAUUUGGACUGCUGUCCUCCUUCUCUUCCACAGCCGUGAGUUUAAGCAAGACGUGGAGUGGGAUGCGAAGUCCCGACAAAAGCAGGUGAACAAAUGGUGGCUGCAAGAUAUUGCCUUUGCCGUGCUGAUGUCGUUGUACUCCUUGGCCUGCUGUUUGUUGGGUACCGCCUACAUUGCCAGCGCCUCUGAUGAGGACGGACAACGAUGGCUAACGAGCUUUGCCACGAUGGUGAUUCUGACUGUACUGGUGGAGCCCUUGACUAAGAGCUUGCUAGCUGCUGGCCUGGCUGGAAAAUCAAUGCAGGAGACAGGAGGCAUCGGUUUGCAAGAUUGCUUGGGGCUGCACCAUGGGCCGGCCGGGGUGGACCUGCAGCCGAUUCGGGAGGUUGAAGAGGCCCCCAGAGCCCCAGAAUGCGCACUGCCAAAUCGAUCUCCUUCCGCGCCAGCGCUAAAUAGUACCAAGGAUACCAAGGAGCCAGAUUUAUCGCCUGUCGCCAGUGCAGGUUUGGGAUCCUCCGCCAAUGACAUCAACGGCUCCAAUGGCUUGCCAGCUAUCCAUGCCUGGAAAAGCAGCCCAAUGAUCCCAAUGGAGGUGGGCCGUUCAAAUCCGCGAGGUCAACGUGAAAGCUGGCGGCGUCAGAGCAACCCUUCGGUGGAUGCGAACGAUGCGGAUGGAGCGGCUCCAGCCCGCCAACGAUGA